AUGCCUGCCAUCAUCGAAACCGACUUGCCUUCCUCCAAGGCGGACAAAAAGUCCAAGAAGAACAAGGAGAAGAAACGGCCGCGGGAAGACGAUGAAGCCACCGAGGCACGCAAUCACAAACGAUCCAAAAGUGAGGCCCCUGCCGCAGAUGAAGCAGAAGAGGGUCAGCACGUCAAUGGAGAGGAGAAAAAGAAACACAAAAAGUCGCGCAAGUCAAAGCAGACCAAGACGGAUGAUGUCGACGCGGAACCAGAACAGGUAGAAGAGGCCCGGUCCAAGAAGGAGAAGAAGCAAAAGAAGAAGAAGGAUAAGACUGCAAAUGGCGAGGAUGUAGCAGAAGACGCUGUCUCUGAGUCGCCAGCUAAAUCCACCAAGAAAUCCAAAAAGAACAAAAGCGAGGUGGAAGCUGCAUCAGAGACCGUGGUCGACGAUGCAGCCACCGAAGAGGCCGCACUCGAAAAGAAGAAGAAGAAGAAGCGAUCAAGGAGAAAGUCGGAUCGUCCGGCAGAGGAGGAAGCUGAGGAGGACUCUGGUGCCGCCAUUACCAAAAAGUCAAACUCCGAGGCUCUGCCGCCAGACUCUCCAGCCUCGCAGGGCUUCGCCCUCGACUUGAUGGACGUCGACAGCCCCUCAAUAGCACGCUCUGCCAAGUCCGACAUACUUCAGCCCGCCCACGCGCCCUCGAACCCAGAAUUCCCCUUUGCCACACAAAUCGUGUCGCUUUACGUCCCCCUGUUUCCCAUCGGCUUCGACAAGCCCCUCACAAAGGUAGCAGAGCAGCACCUUCAGCCGCUGCUGAAUCACUACUCGCCUCUGAUGAAGGGCGUCCUGCUUGAUUACAGACACGUCACGCUCGGCGAACACCCCACCCGUGCCGACCCCCGCAACCCGCCCACCGACCGAACCCCGACGCUGCUGUCUUGCAAGGACGAGUACGCCGUCGGCUUUGGCUGGCUGACGGCGGAGGUCUACCUCUUUGUGCCCCGCCGUGGUGCCUGGAUGGAGGGCGUGGUCAACCUGCAGAGCGAAGGCCACCUGGGCGUCGUGUGCUGGAACCGGUUCAACGCCAGCAUAGAGGCCAACAGGGUGCCCGAGGGGUGGAGGUUCAUCGACGUUGUGCAAAAGGCCGAGGAUGCCAAGAAGGCAAAGUUCCGGAACGCGGGCAAGAAGAUCAACCUUGAGGAAGCUGAGGGCGAGGGCGACAAGGAAGCGGAGGCUGCUGAUGAGGCCGGUGAAGACGACCAGGAGGACCUCGAGGCCAGCCUACAGCAGAUGCACGCGACGGGAUACUGGGUCGAUGCGGCCGGCAAGCGCAUCGCGGGCAAGGUGCGGUUCAGAAUCAAGAACUUUGACGUCGGCACGGCGGGCGACCAUGGCUACAUCAGCAUCGAGGGCACCAUGCUGGAUGAUGAGGCGGAGCGGGAGCUGCGGGUCAAGGAGAAGGAGAGGGAAAAGGCCAGGAUGGCCAAGGCCAACACGAGCGGCAUGCUGAGGAGGUUGACGAGGAGCGUGCCCGAGUUCAGCAUGACGAACUUUGGCAAGGAGGAUGAGGAGCAAGACAGUUCAAAGAAGGUGGAGUUGUAUGCUGGUAGUCGAGCCAUGACGCCGAGCUGA
Messenger RNA from Pyricularia pennisetigena, 1614 nucleotides. RefSeq lists its product as uncharacterized. The record is from RefSeq and is a predicted model, not a curated record. The coding region runs from base 1 to 1614 and encodes 537 amino acids. Gene Ontology annotation, biological process: DNA-templated transcription initiation. The transcript has a single exon. Gene Ontology annotation, cellular component: RNA polymerase I complex. NCBI's taxonomy places the organism in Eukaryota, Fungi, Ascomycota, Sordariomycetes, Magnaporthales, Pyriculariaceae.